CAAUUUGGAGGGGAUCAUGGAAGCCUUUCCAUAGAUGCGCCACAAGUUUUCGGCAGGAUCACUGCCAUCUUCCACAAUCACGCUGCCGUGAUCGUCUUCACCCCUGCGAUCAAUAUAAUCACCACCGGAGCCCCCCCAAGCAGAACGCAGUGUCAUCUGAAUCUGAUCGAUCGGACGGCGAGGCUGUAUCGUACGCACGGAUUAACCGCAAUGCAUUUCUUCCAGCUCGUCGCGGCAUGGCUGUUCCCGUGCGCCGUGUGCGCGGCGGCGGUGACGGCGGCGGAGGGCGCCGCGGAGCACGGCAGCUCCUCGUCUUCGCUGCCGGCGUUCGGCGUUAAGGUUGGCGCCGCCGCCGACCCGGGCUCCUCCUCGCGCUCAUCGAACGCCUCUACCGCGUCGCCGCCGUCGCCAUCCUCGUCCGUGCUCGGCGCGCGCAGCAACUCGUCGAACGGCGCGCGUUCGCCGGAUAAGCAGUUGACGCCGACGACGACAGAGGCCGCGAAGAGCGAUUCGGUAAGAAGAUGCGUGCGCAGGUUGGCCAGGCAUCUGCAGCGGGCCGAAGGCGAUGGCGAUCGCGACCAGGCGCCGCGGCGAAGGAGGAAGACGAAGAGCAUAAGCGGCCGGCCGACGAAGCCGCCGCUGGCCAGGGCCAGGGCCACCAGGGUCAUCAGGGGCGACGCCGUGGAGGACGGCACUGCGCGCGAGAGGGAGGAGGCCGUCGCGUGCGCCGUCGCCUACUGCAAGCGGCAGCAGACCGCGCAGUGCAAGUGCAGGGACGGCAUCACGGCGCCGUCGCGGCGCCGGGACGGUUACCCUGAUGAUGAUCUCCUGGGAAGACGGCGGGAUACGGCCGCGGCGGGGGGCAACUCGAGCGUCGUUACCCAACGCGGCGGUGGUUCCUCGACGGCGGUGCAGACUGGGGGGACGUUGCGGCGUGGUCCGGCGGCAGCCGGAGAGCUGGGAACGUGCGGCGGCGGCGGCACCAGCAGCUUCAACGAGCUCGAGCUCGACGCGCUGAGGAUAACGAGUUACUUCACCGCCAAAUAUAUGCGAUGCAACGUUGAGUAGAUCUCGCGCGUAGUAGCAAGACGAGGCCGUUUGUCGUCGACAGUUCGACACUUCCGGAGAUAAACACCAGUACAGAUUUGCUACCGUCCAGAAUUUUUUCCAGUUGGAUUCAGUUGCACGUAAUUUGGAAACUUGUCAAAUGUAUAGGAAGUAAAACCAGAAUACAUCAAAAUGGAUAAGUUCAACUUUA
Brachypodium distachyon (stiff brome) is the source of this 1258-nucleotide messenger RNA. RefSeq lists its product as uncharacterized. NCBI's taxonomy places the organism in Eukaryota, Viridiplantae, Streptophyta, Magnoliopsida, Poales, Poaceae. The coding region runs from base 211 to 1068 and encodes 285 amino acids. The record is from RefSeq and is a predicted model, not a curated record. The transcript is spliced from 2 exons.